Molecule: messenger RNA, 2028 nt
Organism: Coregonus clupeaformis (lake whitefish)
Lineage: Eukaryota; Metazoa; Chordata; Actinopteri; Salmoniformes; Salmonidae
Product: SUMO-activating enzyme subunit 2
Exons: 17
Coding region: 82-2010 (642 amino acids)
Biological process (GO): protein sumoylation
Cellular component (GO): SUMO activating enzyme complex; cytoplasm
Molecular function (GO): SUMO activating enzyme activity
Source: RefSeq, a predicted model, not a curated record
ACAACUUUUGGAUGUAGUCCGCCAUUAAAACCAUAGAAGCUACUCUCGUCCUCUGCAGUUUCUGUCUUGAGGCGGUCAACAAUGGUACAACUAGUGGGGUCUCUCCGAAAAGAGCUCGCUGACUCCUUAUCCGUUUGCCGGGUGCUGGUGGUUGGAGCUGGAGGAAUUGGCUGUGAGCUCUUGAAAAACAUUGUUCUCACCGGCUUCAAAAAUAUAGAAGUGAUUGAUCUGGACACUAUUGAUGUGAGCAACCUGAACAGACAGUUCCUGUUCCAGAAGAAACAUGUGGGAAAGUCCAAGGCUCAGGUGGCCAAAGAGAGUGUGCUGCAAUUCUGUCCCACUGCCAAUAUCACGGCCUACCAUGACAGCAUCAUGAAUCCAGAUUACAACGUGGAAUUCUUCAGGAACUUCAUGCUUGUCAUGAAUGCCUUGGACAAUCGAGCGGCUCGUAACCAUGUGAACCGGAUGUGUCUCGCAGCUGACAUUCCCCUUAUUGAGAGUGGCACAGCUGGCUACCUUGGGCAGGUGACCGUUAUUAAGAAGGGUCUUACUGAGUGCUAUGAGUGCCAGCCCAAACCCACACAGAAAACAUUCCCUGGCUGCACCAUUCGCAACACCCCAUCUGAGCCCAUACAUUGCAUUGUGUGGGCCAAGUACCUCUUCAACCAGCUUUUUGGAGAGGAAGAUGCAGAUCAAGAGGUGUCCCCUGACACAGCUGACCCAGAGCUUUCAUGGAACCCUGCAGACACUGAAGCCCGAGCCAAAGCAUCUGACCAGGAUGGAGAUAUCAAACGUGUGUCCACUAAGGACUGGGCACGUUCCACUGGCUACGACCCAGUCAAACUCUUCAACAAGCUUUUUAAAGAUGACAUCCGGUACCUCCUGACCAUGGACAAGCUGUGGAAGAAGAGGAAAGCCCCACUGCCUCUGGAUUGGCUUGAGCUUCAGAAACUUACGUGUCCCCAGGAGGUGACUGGGACGGGAUUGAAGGACCAGCAGGUGUUGGGUGUGGCAGGCUACUCCCAGCUCUUCUCCCGCAGCGUGGAAACCCUGCGCUCCAUGCUGGCUGACAAAGGGGAUGGAGCAGAGCUUGUGUGGGACAAGGACGACCCUCCAGCGAUGGACUUUGUGACAGCAGCCGCCAACCUGCGCAUGCAUAUUUUCAGCAUGAACAUGAAGAGCCGUUUUGACAUCAAGUCCAUGGCAGGGAACAUCAUCCCAGCGAUCGCCACGACCAAUGCAGUCAUUGCUGGCCUCAUAGUGCUGGAGGCACUGAAGAUUCUUUCAGGAGAUGUGGAGCAGUGUCGCACGAUCUUCCUGAACAAGCAGCCCAACCCCAGGAAAAAGCUGCUGGUUCCGUGUGCUUUGGACCCACCCAGUGCCAACUGUUAUGUGUGCGCCAGCAAGCCAGAAGUCACAGUCAAACUGAAUGUGCACAAAACUCUUGUGCUGGCCCUUCAAGACAAGAUAUUAAAAGAGAAGUUUGGGAUGGUGGCGCCAGAUGUGCAGAUCGAGGAUGGGAAAGGGACAAUCCUUAUCUCCUCUGAGGAGGGUGAAACUGAAGCAAACAACAGCAAGUUCCUGUCUGACUUUGGGAUUCGAAAUGGCAGCCGCCUGCAAGUGGAUGACUUUCUGCAGGAUUACACACUCCUGGUUAACGUGAUUCACUGUGAAGACUUGGCGAAGGAUGUGGAGUUUGAGGUGGUGGGUGACGCCCCUGACAAAGCUCCAACCCCACCCAGUGCACAAGCAGAGGGCAAGAACGUCGCCAAUGGCAACACAGACUCUGCAGAACCGUCCACCUCUUCCAAAGUCCCUGCUGAACAGAAUGAUGUUCUGAUAGUUGAUUCAGACGAGGAGGAGCCUUCCUCUAGCGCUAUGGAUGUCAGCAUGGAGUCAGGAGGCCACAAGAGGAAGCUCCAUGAUGCUGAGACAGGCGAGGCCUCAGCUAAGCGCCAAUGCCUGGGCCAACCCUCGGCUGAUGAUGAUGACAUCAUUGCACUAGACUAGUAUGUCUCUCCUGAUUCC